AUGUAUUUGGGUGUGAUUUUUUUGUGUUUGUGCAUUAUUGGGAGUGCAAGACCUUCGCCCAAUUCACUAAAAGAUCCAUUUAUAUGUGGAACGCCGUCAUGCGCACCAUCAGAAAAGUUCAAAUAUCUAUUGGAUGUGAUCUACUACUAUGAGUACAAAGUGAAUGUAGAAACUUACUUCGCUGGCUCCAGCAAUAACAGAUCGACAUUGGACAUUAGAGCUGUGCCAAAAAUCCAGUUUAUAAGUCCAUGUGAAGGGCUGUUGCAGCUGACUGAGGUCACUCUCAUAGAUCAAGAUGAAAGCUAUCCAGUUGAACGAGCCGAGAAGUUUAUACAUGCCCUCUCCUUACAUGAACUUAGGUUUGCAUUCCACGAUGGGGCGAUAUCGGAAAUAUGCCCGACAGAGCAAGAAGAAGACUGGGUGCUCAAUUUCAAGAGAGCCGUACUGGCGCUCUUUCAAAAUACUAUGAAGCGAUUUGACAUACACUUCAAAGGCGUUGAGAAUGACAUCCACGGCACCUGCAAUGUGGAAUACGCAGUACGCGGUCAAGAGAAUACCAGUUUAGUUAUUGUGAAGAAGCGCGACCUUUCACAGUGUACCAACAGAUACAAGUACAUGUCCAUACUGCAAACUGUCCGAUACGAUUUUCAAAGUAAAUUUCAAACAUGGCCUGUACUUAAAUCUGAAAGCAAAUGUCGCAUCACGAUCGACCAUCACAUCUACAAGGAGGUGAUUUGCCGAGAGCGCCAUCUGUUCGAGCCGUUUUCCGGCAAGAACUCCGGCGCAAUGACCACCGUCGUACAAGAGCUCGUGUUGCUCAGAGAGCUCAAUAAGACUGACAUCGAAGUGGUUGAGGCGCAGCCUACAGCUUGGUCAGUAAUACACCGCAGAUCAAACUUGCUGCAUCAUCAUGUUCCAUAUGUGGGUGACAACACGGGCGGACUCAAGCCUGCCAGGGAUGUGCUUAAAUUGUUAUGCAUGGUCAAGGACACAACUACGGAUAAUCAAGCAUCAAACGUAGACGCAAAGAUGGACAGUAGUUCCACCGUGGGGCUGUGGGGGAGACUGGUUCGAUCUGCCAGACCCCUUGACUAUCCUGCUUUAUCACAGCUGUUAUCAAGAGCACCGACUAUUUGUAGUACUGCAAGCAAACACAUCUUGGAUGCUUUACCAUACAUUGCGAGUCCUGGUUCGGUGGAACUGAUCAAGGACAAGAUAAUGAAGAACGCGGUGGACAAGGAGACCAAGCACGAGUGGCUCAUAUCUAUGGCCAUGAUACCCAGGCCCAAAAAGCAGAUGUUGGAGAGUAUGUUGGAACUACUCCGUCAACAGAGGAACGACAAGACGAUCAGUUUUACAGUAUCUUCCAUGGUACACUCGUAUUGCAAACACAGUGGGAAGGACUUACGUGAAUGCUGCGAAGAAGAUACACCUAUGGCUAUCAUGGAGGAGUUCCAGAACAUUGUCAAAGAAAUCGCCAGCAAGGGUGUGAUUAAGACUAGACCGGACAGAAAUAACGUGACAAUAGCGAUCAAAGCUUUGGGUAAUAUUGGUGGUUUCAAGCAAGAGUUUGCCGACGUGUUGAUGAAUAUAAUAGGUGACAGCUACAUGCCUGUGCCCAUUAGACUGGCUGCCGUCGACGCCUUUAGACGUACGCCAUGUACUGAGACACUGGAAUACUUCUUAGAAACAUUCCGGGCGGACUAUAUGAAUAUCGAAGUGAGGCUAGCGUCAUAUCUCCAAGUCAUGAAGUGUCCGGACUUGAAAACGUUAAGGACAAUAUUCCAUACGGUUAGAAAUGAAGCUGUUAAUCAAGCCACAACGUUUGUGUGGAGUCAUUUGAAAAACCUGGGCGAGUCAUCUUUACCGUCACGAGUGGAAAUCCAAGGUCUUCUCACUGGCAACCAGAUCCCACAACUGGAAGACACCCCUGACUUCAGAAUGUUCAGCAGAAACUAUGAGCAGAGUGUAUUCUUCGAUCAGUAUAACGCUGGUGGUAAUUACGAAGCAAACGUAGUAUUCUCUCCUGAUUCGUAUAUUCCAAGGUCCCUGUCUGUCAACUUGACGGUCGAUAUGUUUGGCGAGUCCAUCAAUUUGUUCGAAAUGAAAGCUCGCGCCGAAGGCUUUGAACGCUUCUUUGAGAGUUUCUUCGGCAACAACGGUCCGUUGAACAAGAACAAGUUCAAAGAGAAACUGAACAAUUUACGCGUAUUCCGUUCCGCCAACGAGGCUGAUCAGCUUAGAGAAAAGGUGGAUGAUUUGGAGUACAAGAAUGAGGCUUUGAAACAUCGGUUCCCGAUGGCAGAGUUGGGUAUCAAAGUGUUUGGCAACGAAAUCUCAUAUUGGAACGCUGAAGGUGACGAGGAGAUCUUGAAGUCGCUUGCGAGAUUGAACCCACAGUUGCGAGUGUUGGAGAUAUUAUCAGGAAAGGAAAUCUCGUACAACAAAGCCUCUCUGUUCCUGGAUACAACGUUCUCCAUACCAACCGGUUGUGGUCUCCCAAUGAACAUGAACCUAAUGGGUACCAGUUACGUCAAUACAAAGAUGUCCGGCACUGUUAACGACAAGUACACGCAAUCUGGCAAUCUGGACUUUGAAGGGAAAUUGAGACCCAGCGUGGCGGUGAACGUGGCGGCGACGAUGAGCGUGGACGCGGGCGGGCUCAGCGCCAGCGGCAUCCGCGUGAACUGGCGCCUCUACACCGCCACGGCCGUCGAGGCCAAGCUCGCCGUGCGCGGGCUCGCGCUCGUGCGCCUGCAGCUCUCGCUGCCCAUCGACAAGCAGGAGAUCUUCGCCGCCAAAUCCGAGCUCAUCAUUCUUCACGGUGAGAAGGAGAAACAACAACAAGGGCUAAACAAGAACAGAAUAGAACAGAACACGUGCAGUUGGAGCACCUUCGACAAGGCCAUUGGCAUUAAAGUGUGCGCUUCGUACCAGUUCCCGAACAUGACAAACCUCCGAAACGCACCGUACUUCCUGAUGAGCGGCCCAGCGAAGUAUAUACUAUCACUAGAGAAGGCGGAUCCGACGGCGAACACCUACGCCUUCCAGUAUAAAUGGGAUAAGAAUGAAACUGCCAAUGUUGUCAGCUUUUCCUUCGACACACCGGAUAGUAAGGAGAAACGUAUGAUCAACGCAGUCCUAUUAUUCUCAAAUACUACGAGCUCAGCUCUACUUGUCUUACAAUCAGAGAAGAGCAUUCUAGAAGCGAAAGCUAUGUACCACAACACGCCGUACGACAAGUCUCUGUCUGCGAGCUUGAACGUGGACGGACGGAGGCAGUUUGACACAGUGAUGUCGCUGGUGAGGCACGACAUCAAGUACGGGUACGUGUGGGUGCCGCUCGUCGACUGGGUCGUCGACAAUGAGACGGUGGUGGCAUUGUGGGGUACAAUAAAAGUAAAAACGAAAAGCAGCGUCACUCAAGGUGACGUAGAAAUCGAAUUCCAAACAAAGCAACUCGCAAGUCACCUUACCGGGUACUACACAAUUAACGGUCCAACCCACGGUACCAAACUGCAGUUCGACUACCAGUUCUACAAGAGCCCUAAACAAUCUAUCAAGAUCGAAGGUAUAUACAGCGAGAAGUCGGGCGGGUACAGGCACGACCUAUACGGAGAUUUGUCCAUGGAAUUCACGGCGUAUCCUGGGUAUAACUUCUACGCGGUACUCAGGAAUAUUAAAACUCAAAGCCACGUGGACAUAGGGUUCAAUGUAUCUGCAUCGAGAGCAAACAAGCUGGAUCCAGCGUUUAUCUUCAGCUUCAUGCGGGCCGACCGGCUGAGCGGCUUGAAGUUAGACACGAGACUGACGCUAAACAGGCCACGUCUUAUAGAUAUGAGGUUCCAUUUUGAAGGAAUCGGGCCGAAGUACACAGCUCUGGCGUUAUUGAAUUUCAAUCCAAAGUCCCAGGAGAUCGUCGUGUCUGGCUACCUGUACUUCCCGCCGGGCACCCAACUGUACCUGGACGCGGAACUCAACAUGACAUUGCCAACACUACACCCUUGUGUUAUCAAAACUAAGGUCCAUGAGAAGCAGCCGAACGAAUUUCAGAUGAACGCUUUCGGAGUAUGGUUCACGGGCGUAGACUUCAAUAUAGAUGCGCUGUACCAAGAUCAGUCCAAAACAAAUAUGGCGUCACACAGACUGAAGGCGUUGAUCAGCAGCAGUCACUUCAAGAACAUAGCAAUGGAUGCGAGGUUUACACAAGACAAUAGACAAAUCACUUUUAUCGGACAGGGAGAAUACAACGAGGACAAGUACCGCACCCUCAUACGUUACAUAGUGCUCUCCGAACAAAACUUCACCGCUUACGUCGAGGUUGACGUAAGCGGGAAGGCCUACAGCGUCAAUCUGGACGCGGACCUCAGCAACAACACCAAUGUUAAUAUGGAUAUACAUUUUGAUCAAUUACGAGACCUCCAUUUCUCAUACCAACGCUGGGUGAAAGCUCAACAGAAGCGUCUCUCUGCUGCAUUCAAUUGGGAUAUGAACCGAGACCCCUCGCAAAAGGUCAGCAUCGACAUUCAGUUGGACAACAAAGGGCCAUUGCACCACGCUGGACAUGUCUCAUUGUACUAUCCUGGCAGGAUGGUCACAGGAGAUGGCGAGUUCUUGUUGAAAGAUUGGUUCUGUCAAUAUCACGUACGCAUGGGCUGGUCGAGCGACGCGAACAUUCUUUGGAAAGUUAAAAUGUACUCUGAAGCUCGCAACGAAACGGUCUAUGCGUUACUGUCGAGCCUAGACACGCCCUUCGAAGGUUGGAAGGAUACCGGUUUUAAUGUUAUGUGGCGUUACUACGACAAUCUCCAAGCUAUCAACGGUAGUAUGAAGUGGCAAGAGGACUACCUAGCCUUCAACCUCCUCGCUGACUACUUGUUCAAGGCCAACGAGUUCUUCGGUGAGAUCAACGCCAUCGUCAACUCCUCUAUACCCACGCUGCCCAGGGCUGCAGCCAUUGCCAAACACAGAGUUGUUUGGAAAAAGAGUGCCGACACUUUGCUGAGUUUCCAGUACAACGAAGAUGGCAUGCUUAUGAUCAACUCAUCUUGGACCCUAGACAGAGGACACACAGAGAACAACAUCACUGGCAGAGUUAAACUGAUCACGCCUUUCCAGGGUUAUAAAACAGGUUUCCUCCGCACUCACUUCAUUCUAGGACACAAGCGCGACAUCAAGGGCAUCACUUAUUUGGAUUUAGAGGAAAAGGAGCUUACAAUUCACGUUAAUGGUCACAUGCACCGCAUAACGAACUGCAUGCUGAUAGUGAAUGUGACGAGCCCCAUGGUAGAGUUCCCGCACAUGACCGCACGAUUCGGAUUCAUCGAAGCGGACAGACAUCUGGUGGCCAUGGUCGUCACUGUUAAUUCCACCACAGGUAUCGAAGUACUACUAAAUCUGAUAUCACUGCAAGACUUCGACGUAUUUGGUCAUGUGGCAUUGCCUAUCCAGUACUUGAAUAGAGCUAUGAUCAUUGCUAAACGAGCUCCAGAAGAGCUGGACUUCCGUGUUGGGUGGGGGAACAUGGACUUCGGCUUCACCGGCAUCUGGCACUGGCGGUCACCCACCAACUUUGUGUACUUAUAUAAACUAUACACACCUCUCGAAGGUUUCGAAGAGAAUGGUUUAGUACUCAAAAACGUGUACGGUAAUGGACUUGACACAGAGCUAUCGCUGAGACUGUCCACUCAUAAGUUCGGAAUAGCGAUCCUUCUAAAAGAUAACGGCAAGGGUAUUCUGGACGUGGUGAAAGAGAAGUUGCAACACAACUCUACAGACCCAGCCGAAAUGUUGAUGAUAGACAAUUUCGACACGAGGGCGAAAGUGGUACUCGAUACGUUGUAUUAUCCAACUAUCACUUUCGAUGGACGGAUCAUGAAGUUUGUAGGUAUAAAUGGAGAAGACAUAUUCGAAGCUAAUGCUACGCUGAACCUGCCAGACAAACCACCCAUCAUGUUAACCGAUGUGUUCAUAUUAGAGGAGUACACAGUAAUGCGCAACACACUGAAUCUGGUAACUCCAUUCCAAGCGGUAAAAGAGCUGAAGUCUGUUUAUACUGUUGAUAUAAUGAUCGGAGAGAAGAUCAAUGUGACCUGCUUAGUGUUGUUAUAUAAUGGCACUUAUUGGCAUGAGAUAUCGAGCAAAAUAUUCUACGAGUACGAGUGCGGCGAGGACGACACGUACCAGUCGUACGUGGCGUCGGUGGGGCUCGCCACCCCGCUGGGCGUGCUGCCCGCCCUGGACGCGCGGGUGGCCGCGCGCCUGGAGGACGCGCUCUGGAAGAUGAGCGCCGACAUCGGCAUGCCCGCCUUCACUAUCACUGCGCUCGCUAGCCUGGAGCUUGACGAUCCAUUUGUAGAAACUUCAGGUAGUUUGAACUUAACAUCCUCUUACUUAGAGGACUACUUUAUUAAGAUGCAGUUUAAGAAGGAUUUCUCUGACGUGGAGAAUGUUGUGGGUGGGGGGAUUCAGAUACAGCAAGGAGAACAAAAUAAUUAUCUGUUCGCUGACGUAGUUUGGCGUCCCGCACCAUCCCGACACAUCCGCUUCAAGUCCAGCGGAGCAUUGGCCCCAGUGUUGUCCCCUUCGGAACUCAACCUACAAUACAACGAGGAAAACUCUCAGCGAACUCUUACAGUGGACUUUAAUAGUGAAGACUAUUAUUAUUCGAUAAAUGCUGAUCAGAGUAGAACGUCACUCAGUGUUGCGCUUAGCAGCCCGCAUAAAGGGUUUAGAGCAAUGAAAAUCAUAUGUGAAAUUUAUAAAGAUGAUAUCAGGGGAUCCUUUGUCACGGAUACUACAGAGUACAACAUCAAUGGCAAAGUGUUGAACAGGAAAACACUCGAAAUAUCUCUAGUCCUAGUCCCGAAAGGCCAAGGCGACACCAUAAACAUCCGCAUCAAGUACGACGAGACACCGACCGUGUACACCAUGUCGGCGCACAUCGCCGGGACUAUGAACGCCACGUUACACGCUAAAGCCGAAGUGGAGGCUAACUUUACCGAUAUUAAUAUUAAAUUAGAUAUACCCCAUUCCAAAUACAAAGAUAUAUACUUUAAAUCACGAGUUGACAACUACGAAGGGCUUCGCAAAGUGCUGAGCGUGCAGGCAGCCACACCACUGGAGAGAUUAAAAUAUGUUAAAGGAGAUACUGACUUCUUGUUCGGUCCUAAGACUGGCUACCUGCUUUGUAAGUACGAAUUACCCGAGAUGCGUGGCCAAGGCGAUCUGAAAUGGAGCUUCUUACUUGGAGAUCUCUUUAUUAAGGCGUUAGGACACCAGUAUGUAAAGAAUACAGAGAAGAGCGUGGACCUGGACAUAUACUUCGGGAACAGCACUACACCUGAUCAAAUGCAGACUACUGACGCUGGUUUCAAAAUGGAUUUGGAUCAUGUUUGGCAAAUCGGCGCCAACGCAUCAUUCGGCUACAUAAUGAGCAAACGUAUAAACCUCAUCAUUAACGCCAUCUUGCCCAAACCGAACGUGGACGUGCACACGCUGUACAUUGCUGCAGACUUGGGUACGCCCACCGAGCCACUGAAAACAAUGGAGGCACAGUACAGGACUGACGUCACUAAGAUCGUAACAGGAAUAAAAGGCAAUAUCCUCGAGCUACCUGAAAGCAUGGAUACAAAUUCAACCAUCACGUGGACAUCGAAUUCCGGAUACAAACACAUCGAUAACAUAGUCAAGUAUCAGUGGGACGUAAACGGGUCACACCACAUCGACUACACCCUAUCCUCGCCCAUGUACGAAGACGUAGCCACGUUCAAAGUUAAAGGCUCCUAUCAGAAGGAUAUGGUACAUAAUUAUCAUAUUGUCAAAGGCUUAAUGCACCAACCAGGCAACAGCCAGAUCGGCGAGAUCGACCUCCGUUACGGCGGAGUCAAACACACAGACGGGCACUUCAACUUCACAACACCCUUCCAAAAGUUACCCUGGCUAAAGUCUAUAUUUGAUAUUGAUAACUUAGAAGAAAAUUCAGACAAUAAGAUCGAGUUAUUUUGGCCAAACAAAACCGCUGCCGUGAACACAACACACCGGUACAACAAACAAGACCAAGGCUUCAAACAAAGGGGACAAAUCUCCCUUUCCAUUCCAUUGAACUCUCAGCAUUUAGUUAACACCGAAUAUUAUUACAUUCAAGCUGACAAAUGGAGCAAUGGAAACGCUACAAUCGACUUGGAUAAAGAGAGAUUCGUAAAAGGAUCUUUUAAUCAGAUACUUAGUAAGAGUGUCAGGGAUUUAGACCUUGCUACAACGGAUAUAGAGGUGGAAAAUGUUCAUACACCAGUUGGUGUUAAGUAUAUUCAUGAAUAUGAUAAUACUGGGAACACUGAUGUAAAACAAGCCACAGUAUUCCACCUCCACAACGCAACAAAGUUCAACGUGACAGGCAAACUAGACGUGUUCACGUACGAUAUCGGCAAGGAUAUGAAGUUAACAGCCAUCCACGGCAAUAGAACAUGGACGUUCGACAACAAAUAUGAAACUUUUGAUAAAGAGCUGAAACAGGGCAGCAAAAUCAAAUGGGCCGAGGACGUGUGGUUUAAUUAUGAUAUACACGUUACUAAUAUGACUACAGCAGAAACUGAAUCUCAACAACUGAAAAUGAACGUAUGGUAUCCUCUUCGCACAUUCAACUUGGACGCUAUAUACAACCUGAAGGACACACUGUUAGAUGGGAAAGCGCAACUGUACUGGAACGUGAGGGAUGAAAAUAAAACGGCAGAAUUAAGAGGGCGAUGGGAUAACCCACCAGUGGCUGAAGGAAAUCUGCAUAAUAUUGAUCUCUCACUCACGCAUCCCUCUUUUAGGAAGGACGUGACACUAAACGGUCAGUACUUAAGCACACCGUCAGUGAUGUCGAACAUUUCAUUAGAACUUCAAUACUCUGACUACGAAAACGAAUACCUGAAGUUAAGGUCUAUACUAACCGACAACUCCAACGGCCCAGUCCGGGACUACAGGUUUGCCCUGACCUGCAAACAUCCUUCUACUCACUUAGACCUGGAAAUGAAAUCCGAUAUAAACAUACACAGUAGAUGGUACUACUUCAACAAUUUCUAUAGAUUCCAGAAGUCUCUAUUUUAUCAGAAACUGAGGCAUAGUAAGCUUUUGGUGGAUAUGGCAAACAGCGCUAUUAAUUGGGAGCGGACAAACGAGACUUAUUUCUAUAAAGUAAAUGGUACCUGGGAGCUCAUAUAUCCCGAGUACAAGCUAAAGACGUUUGUGAAACGACCGACCGGGCAGGACACCGGCGUAGCCACGCUCUCCAUGUUGGCCAAAUCACUCGUGGCUCAUUAUAAUAGUUCCGAUGAUAUAUCAUAUCACAUGGUGGGCCAAAUAGUUGAUACACGGUACGCAAAAUUCAACUCAUGGCGUGACUUUGAUGAAAUUACUACCGUCGACCUCGCCUCUUACAUCCGCCUCAAUCACUCCCGUCUCUUAACUAGCUCAAUAAAAUGGCGCCCCGAAAUAUUUAGCGAAGUGAAAUCCACAGCGGUUUAUACAUUAAAAGUUUUAUAUGGACAGAUAAAUGAUACCCUAAUAAUUAUCAAAGAAAUGCCAAUGGAAGCUCACACAGCUUUAAAAGCUAUUUGGACAGAUGCUAAACCAAGAAUCCGCGACUUUUUAGAUGAUUUGAACGACUUACAUGUUAUUAAAGAUGAUUUAGAUGAUUUCGAACGCUUUUUAAACCAAUCUUAUGGUAACAACGACUUCUAUGUGAAAGACAUAGUAGAAUUUACUUACUAUGUGCUAGACGAAAUGGCCAUACGUAAUCAUUUAGAAAGUUUGCCAGGCAUCGUGAACGAUAUGUGGGGAAUGAUGGGUAAUACAAGCCAGUCCAUCAAGCAAAGUUUGACGUACAUAGUCGAUAGCAUCAAGCAUGCUUAUACAAACUUUUUGGUGUCGGUCAAUAAGGUGUUGGAAGCCGACUUCAUGGAGCUUGUUUCGGAAAGAUUGGAAACUAUGAUAAUGCAGUACGAUAGCUUCAUAAGAGAUCUGCAUAUGAAGCUUUUGGAGUAUUGGGAGGAGACAUGGGUGAAUGCUACCAAUCGGUUGUCCAAGUAUUGGCACGAGUUACUCAAGUCCAUAGAACCAUUGUUCUUCAAAGUUCUGCAUUAUACUGAGUCGUUCGUAUUCACUGUAUGGAAAGGUGUUAUGGAUUUCUUCUACAAUAGAACUCAGGAGUUGACCGAUUCGCCUUAUUUCAAUUACGUUUCGACGUUUGGUCAUGAAAUGGAUCGGAUCUACAAAGAUCUAAUGAACAACGACUUAAUAACAAACAUAAAGAAGUACAGCAAGAAACUGUUCAACGUCGUGUGGAGCAAAAUUGAGAAAUACAUUCCGUUCAAAGACGAGUUUACAAUACUGUACGCAGAGUUCAGAAAUGCAUGGCAGGACUUCUUGAAGAUCAAACAGGUUGUCUAUGUUAGGGAAAAGUACCAAGAAGCCUACGUACGUCUAAAGUGGUGGUACGAUUAUUUCUUAAUCGGCGAGGCGCUCGAGACUGUGGCAGAUAUACUAUACGCGAAGGUCACUGAUAUGGCUAAAACAGCGCUGCAAUAUGAAGAACUCCAUCGCACCCCAAAAACGAAUUUCAUCUUCGACCCACGGACCGGUGACAUAACCCUCGAACAGAAACUGCCGAUGUCGUGGCACGCCUUCAAUAGGACACCAGAUUUCACCGAGAUAUCUGAGUACCGAGCUGUGAAGACCUUCAUGGACGACUGGCUCACUACCAACAAGAGCAUCUGGAGCUUCUACUACGAUAUCAGGCCCUACAUGGACUUUAAUAACUUGAUGCCGCCUUUCGCUGGCAUGGCAAUAAUGACUGGCCAGGGCACACUAGCGACAUUCGACAAACGGGUGUUCACUAUAUCAGAAGCAGGAACCUUCCUCCUGAGCAAGGACUACGGCCACGACAACUUCACCGUACUGAUGGAGAGCAAUGACCAAGGAAGAUAUAACUUAGUUGUAUUGACCAGGAGAAACCUGAUACAUAUCGAUUUGUAUAGAGAAGAAGUGUCGAUCGGUCGCAGAGUGCUCAGCCUGCCUGUCCUGGUUGACGGUCUCAUCAUAGACCGGCAGACCGACAUCCUCGCGGUACAAGGAUACAAUGGCCUCGACAUACAAUGUAACCUUAUGUUCCACACGUGCAAACUGCAAGUUUCAGGCUGGUAUUAUGGUAUUCUCGGCGGCUUGCUGGGCACAUACAACAACGAACAAUACGACGACUUGCAGCUCCCGAACGGUACUUACACGGAAUCGGUCCCGGUACUCGGCCACAGCUGGAAUAUAGUACCGACAGCUAACUCUACAGUCAUAGAUAACAAAGAUUUGAAGAAUGACACACAGUGCGAUAAAUUUUUCAUGAACAAAGUGUCACCUUUGCAUCCCUGCUUCUCUGUCAUCUCGGCCACGCCCUUCUUCUUGGAGUGCGUGUCGGGCGGCGCGGCGUGUGCGCUAGCGAGCGCUUACCACGAGCUGUGCGUACACCUGCACGUGCCCACGCACAUGCCCGACCACUGCCACCAGUGUACAACACCACAAGGGGACAUAAUAGAAGAAGGUUCCUUCCAUAUACUGCAAUAUGUGCCGAACUCUACCGAUGUCGUAUUCAUAGUAGAAGCACUAUACUGCAACAAAAACUUGCGUAAGACUAAAAACAUGGACAUGUUCAUCGAAGCGUUCGAUAUUAAGUUGCAGGCUAAUGGUUUAUCUGAUAACAGGUACGCGAUAGUCGGUUUCGGCGGGCGUGGCGUGUACCGACGCCCGCGCGCGCUGUACGUCAACAACAGGGUGUUCACCAACUCUAUCGAAGUGUCGCAGCACUUUGACAACUUUGUUAUUGACAAGUCUGACUUAGUCCGAAGCAACCGCACAGUCCGCACGGACAUGUUCAACGCUCUGAGCUUCGCCACACGCUUGCCGUUCAGAGCAGCGGUGCCAAAAACCUUCGUACUUAUGCCCUGCUCCAGAUGUGAUUCUGCUUUCAUGAGGUUGGACUACUCGACGAUAUUCCACAACCUGAUGGAGAACUCGGUGACGCUGCACGUGCUGAUGGACGAUGACUUCACCUUGUCUAAGAAGCGAGCCGCUAAAUACUUGUUUGGCGUGGACAGUCAACUAGCGUACACAAAUAAGGAUUACGAGCGUUUGGUUGGUGAUUCGGCGCUCAAAAAACAAAUUAAAAUACCGAAGGAUAAGUUGGGACUUUGUACUUCACUUGCUCUAGAAACAAACGGCACGAUAUUCGCGGGCGCCAAGCUGCGCAGCGACCGUCCCACGGCGCGGCGCUUCUCCACGGUGUUCGGCGCGCGCGCGGCCGCGUCGUGCCCGCGCUGUGCGCGCGCGCCGCGCUGCGAGUGCGCCGCCGCGCGCCUGGCCUGCCGCCCCUGCGCCGACGCGCAGCGCCUGGUACGUGCCACACCCUCUACCUUGUGUCCUCGCCUGUACUCACUAUACACAUGUCGUGUUCGGCGCGCGCCUGGCCUGCCGCCCCUGCGCCGACGCGCAGCGCCUGGUACGUGCCACACCCUCUACCUUGUGUCCUCGCCUGUACUCACUAUACACAUGUCGUGUUCGGCGCGCGCCUGGCCUGCCGCCCCUGCGCCGACGCGCAGCGCCUGGUACGUGCCACACCCUCUACCUUGUGUCCUCGCCUGUACUCACUAUACACAUGUCGUGUUCGGCGCGCGCCUGGCCUGCCGCCCCUGCGCCGACGCGCAGCGCCUGGUACGUGCCACACCCUCUACCUUGUGUCCUCGCCUGUACUCACUAUACACAUGUCGUGUUCGGCGCGCGCCUGGCCUGCCGCCCCUGCGCCGACGCGCAGCGCCUGGUACGUGCCACACCCUCUACCUUGUGUCCUCGCCUGUACUCACUAUACACAUGUCGUGUUCGGCGCGCGCCUGGCCUGCCGCCCCUGCGCCGACGCGCAGCGCCUGGUACGUGCCACACCCUCUACCUUGUGUCCUCGCCUGUACUCACUAUACACAUGUCGUGUUCGGCGCGCGCCUGGCCUGCCGCCCCUGCGCCGACGCGCAGCGCCUGGUACGUGCCACACCCUCUACCUUGUGUCCUCGCCUGUACUCACUAUACACAUGUCGUGUUCGGCGCGCGCCUGGCCUGCCGCCCCUGUGCCGACGCGCAGCGCCUGGUACGUGCCACACCCUCUACCUUGUGUCCUCGCCUGUACUCACUAUACGCAUGUCGUGUUCGGCGCGCGCCUGGCCUGCCGCCCCUGCGCCGACGCGCAGCGCCUGGUACGUGCCACACCCUCUACCUUGUGUCCUCGCCUGUACUCACUAUACACAUGUCGUGUUCGGCGCGCGCCUGGCCUGCCGCCCCUGCGCCGACGCGCAGCGCCUGGUACGUGCCACACCCUCUACCUUGUGUCCUCGCCUGUACUCACUAUACACAUGUCGUGUUCGGCGCGCGCCUGGCCUGCCGCCCCUGCGCCGACGCGCAGCGCCUGGUACGUGCCACACCCUCUACCUUGUGUCCUCGCCUGUACUCACUAUACUCAUGUCACGAAAACCUUUAUUACAGCUCGAGUCGUCGUUCUUCAACACGGAAGACAUCGACGAGCUGAUCGACAUGGCUAUGGACCCUCCCGCUUUGCCUGACUUCAGAUGA
Messenger RNA from Arctia plantaginis, 13644 nucleotides. The record is from the annotation of a GenBank genome assembly. Lineage: Eukaryota; Metazoa; Arthropoda; Insecta; Lepidoptera; Erebidae.